AUGGCGCUGUUGAAAGUCAGCCGGUCCAAAGGUUCUGAGGAGAUGGACCUGGGCACGUUCUACGCGGCUGUGGAGGAAGGUGACGAGCAGACUGUGAGGAGGGGGCUGCAGGCUGGGGUGAACGUCAAUGUCAGGAGAGGAAGGGUCCAGUGCACACCCCUGCAUCGGGCUGCUGAGGAGGGCCACACCGGGACUUGUGAGCUUCUGAUUCGUCAUCGGGCAGACGUGAUGGCACGGGAUAAGCGCCAGUCCACACCCCUGCAUGAGGCUGCUGCUGGGGGGCACACCGGGACUUGUGAGCUUCUGAUUCGUAUUGGGGCAGACGUGAUGGCACGGGAUGGGAACCAGUGGACACCCCUGCAUCGAGCUGCUUUUGGGGGCCACGCCGGGACUUGUGAGCUUCUGAUUCGUCAUGGGGCAGACGUGACGGCAUGGGAUGAGGAAGUCAGGAUGGUUAGACAAGAGAUGGCUGUUAUACGGGAGGUCUCGCAGGACAACUUCAGGCUCAGAUCGGAAUACGCUAAAACCAUGGCGGACAACGCCCGAUCGUUUGUACACGACAACGAGAUGGAGCUUGUAGACUGUGAGAAACUGGAGACGCGUUUCAACUCCUAUGCAUCCUUCAAGCUGGUGAUUGGAAAAGCCGACUCUGACAAGAUCUUGUUACCGGAAUUUUGGCCCAGUGGUAUCCUGGAACACUGGUUACUACCGCAUGACUUGCAUCUUUUAUCUGAACUUGAUGCUGAUUUUUCAGCUUAUGGUACCUCCCCCGUUAACACGGAAGAGGGUUUUCUUCAAGGUCGCCCAUAUGGCGGUGUAGCUGUCCUCUGGAGGCAGAACAUUGGUCUAGAGGUCAGUAUCGAGAGUUGCGAUGAGGAUCGUGACGCUGACGUGCCCGUUGAGAUUCUUCUACGAGGGCCGGAGAUGGCCAGGUUGUACUCUGAAGCCUGCAGUCAGGGGUCGCUGCCCAUGCACAGCACACGGGUUCCGGUGGUGGGUCAGUACAGGUCGGGCAAAACCUGCCUAAUCAAGAGGCUGAUGGGAGAAACGGUCAGGAAGGAGGAGGAGGAACCCAUCACGGAUGGAAUCGACAUCAUUUCCGAUGUGCAAACCAAGACAUGGAAGAAGUCACCAGAGACCAAGCAUGAGACCUCACUGUCACAACAGGAAGCAACAAAGACACCAAUACAGGCAUCGGAAGGGCCGGAAAAGGAUCAUGAGGAACAAACCGAGCCAGACCGUCCAAGCAACGAGUAUAACAAGCAAUCUGGGACAGAAUUUCCAAGCGAGGAGCAUCAGGAUAAAACUCAACCAGAGUUGCCAAACAACGAGCAGCCUAACAUCGCGGAUACAAGGUCGAAUGUCACCUCAGAGAAACACCAUACCGUUGUCAUUCCAGACAACGUGCGUGAAUCUGCAGAGAGGAUGCGCAAUGCGGGUAUUACUGAGGAAGAGCUUGGCACUGCUACACAUCCGCGUCUGUCCUUCUGGGAUUUCGGCGGCCAGGCGACUUACUACGGGACCCACCAGUGCUUCAUCACCCACCUGGGAGUCUACAUUCUCGUCAUGUCUCUACUGCAGAAACUGUCGGACAAUGUUCCGGAUCUGGACUACAAGGCAUCGGUGGACAACUUGAGAACGGGAGGAGACUACCUGGACCACUGGCUCAACUCUAUUUACUCUCAAACUCAGCAACACAAAGUACAACCUCCAGCCAUAAUUGUCCUCACGCACAAGGACAUGGUUUCUGAGGAAUACAUUGAGAAAUAUAAAGAGGAGAUACGGAGUCAUAUCGAGGGAAAAGCGGCAGGAAGGUUGGUCAUGCCAGACAUUUUUGCAGUGGACAACACAACAGAGGACGCAGCUGUUGAUGAGAUCCGUGAGUACAUACGGCAGGUGGCGAGAAGCCUGCCGCACAUGGGAGAGAAAAUCCCCAUCUCGUGGCUGCAUCUCAAGUCUAGACUGACCAAAAGGCGGGAGCAGGGGAAAAAGUUCCUCAAGUUCCAUGAGAUAGUGCAGCUUGCCCAAGAUCUUGACAUCAACAUCAAAGACAAACGCACCCUCGCCACUGUUCUCACCUUCUUCCAUGACCGAGGUGACAUCAUCUUCUUUGACGAACCCGGUCUCCGUGAUGACGUCACCCUACAGCCACAGGUGAUGAUCGACACCUUUAAGACCAUCAUCACAGUACCUGAGUAUCAGCAGGACAGACAGGAUCCGAAGGUGAAGAAGAUGUGGGAGAGACUGGAACGAGAAGGAGUCCUCAGCGAUGAGUUGCUGACAAGGAUCUGGAAAGAGAGGGAUCGACAGCUGGAAGAGAAAGGCAAGAAACCAUUUCUGAUCCAACACAAGUCCUUCCUGACGGUGCUCAUGGAGAAGUUCUAUCUCAUCUGUAACGCCACACCCAUCAGCGAUACGAGCGAGGAAGCCCAGGAGGAAGAGAUCCGGUAUUUCGUUCCCGCACUUCUCAGCUGCAAGAGGGGUGACGCCGAGCUGUAUCCCGGCAACAUGCAUAAAUGUCCUCAGGCGCUCUACUUCGUGUUCAGCGAGAAGUUUCUACCCAGCGGCAUGUUCUGCCGUCUACAAGCCUUGUGUGUGCGCAGAUUUGGCCUGAAAGAGUCACGCGUAUUUACCGGCUGUGCUCGCUUCCCUACAGACAAAGAGGAGGAAACAUUCGUCAUCACCAAAGUCAACCACUACUUGAAGGUGGAGCUUCUGUCGUCCUCUGAAAUCUUCACAGAAGGCCUGCGCGUUAGGAAGUUCCUCAGUAGCGCCUUGUUUGAGAUCAAAGAGAAGUGGAUCCCCUGUAUCCAGUACGAGCUCAAGUUCUGCUCUACACAAACAGAGGAAGGAAGUGAACCGGCAUUCCAGGGAUUGCCAACAGGUGACGGGCCAGUGGAACAAGAUUCAAGAGUACCAUCUGCGUUUCGCGACGUUUGGAUGACUGGUAUCUCGCAAACACAUCGGACAGAAAACUCAGGAGGGGACGGCCCAGUGAUUCUUCAGCCAACGGAUGACCCCAGCAACAUGCGAACGAUCGGCCCCGUGUUGGACACGAUGGAGCUGGGGAGAGGAUUGUCGCUGGACCAGUGUGACAAUACUAGGAGCCGGCUGACGCCGAAAGAGCGGGUCAAGAACCUGGUGAGCCUAGUAGAAAACCGUUACCAGCUGGGAGCCGCGGUGGAGAUGUGCUAUCCAGAGUUUGCAGAUUGCUUCUUGAGGGAGGAACGAGGAAAAGAGCUUGUCAUUCUCCACACAAAGGACUACACAGAAGAGUUCGCCUCACCUCUCCGAACAGCCGUUUCUGAAGCCGGUGUAUCCUGUCACACAGAGAACGUCCUGCCGACUGUAUCAAUUACAGAGAAAGUAAUUGAAAUCCUCCUCAACACAAACAACAGGAUGGUUCUCCUGGUCAUCAGUCCCCAGGCUCUACAUCACAAUCACUGGUCAAACCUCGCCUACGAGUUCCCAGUUCGGAACGAGAAGCUCCUGCUGCCCAUCCUGCUGUACCCACCGGGCUCCAGGGACUGGAUGGUCCGGGUUCUCCAGCAGCGGGCCCCUGUGCUGUGCAAACUGACAUCGAUGGAGAUGGAGAUGGAGGGAAUGACGGUAUCAGAGGACAGACUGCAGGAAAUCGUACAGAAGGUCAUGACCGACGAAGAAAGAGGUUUUCAUCAGAUGUUGGAAAGCAUUUUCAGUCGGCUGGACGAUGGAGAUGUGCGGCUUCUUCUGCGCCUGUGGUCUGCACGUACCGGUAAACAGGAGCGUACAAAGAUCGAGACACCAGGAGACUUGAUGAAGGCUAUGUUGAGGACUGGGUACAUCACAACUGGUACGAGGAAUUUCCUUUUUUACACUUGA
This is a messenger RNA of Branchiostoma floridae (Florida lancelet), 3861 nucleotides long. RefSeq lists its product as uncharacterized. NCBI's taxonomy places the organism in Eukaryota, Metazoa, Chordata, Leptocardii, Amphioxiformes, Branchiostomatidae. Gene Ontology annotation, molecular function: protein binding. Bases 1 to 3861 code for a protein of 1286 amino acids. The record is from RefSeq and is a predicted model, not a curated record. The transcript has 18 exons. Gene Ontology annotation, cellular component: nucleus; cytoplasm.